Messenger RNA from Eurytemora carolleeae, 1196 nucleotides. RefSeq names its product ras-like GTP-binding protein rhoA. Gene Ontology annotation, biological process: small GTPase-mediated signal transduction. Gene Ontology annotation, molecular function: GTPase activity; GTP binding. The record is from RefSeq and is a predicted model, not a curated record. The coding region runs from base 418 to 1143 and encodes 241 amino acids. The transcript has 12 exons. Lineage: Eukaryota; Metazoa; Arthropoda; Copepoda; Calanoida; Temoridae.
AAUUUUGCAAAUGACUUUUUAAGAACUUGAGUUAAAAAUAAGUGCUUGGAUGUUUUGCGCUUCAAAUAUUUAUAAGUGAGUUAGUUUUAGUGCGGUAAAAAUCAAAAUUCAAAGUCAGAGGAUUAAUGACACAUUAAACUACCUCCAGCAUUGAAAUUUGUAACAGCUUUUCAUAGCAGUCUGGAUCUAUAUAGGUUUUCAUAGCAGUCUGGAUCUAUAUAGGUUUGAAUUUAUUUAAUACUGACUUCGGAACCCAGCUUUGCCUGGAGUUCUCCUUAAUUUAUCCAAACCGCAAACUUGCUGGCACUGAAAACUACAGUGGGAGGGGGGGAUUAAUUUUCUAAGUUUGUUGAUUUUGUAGAAAGAACUAAAUGUAGGUAAAUCAAGAGAACUACUGCCAAAGUUCGUCCCAGAAUCAUGGAUUUGAGUUUCAGGAAUCCCUUAGCAUAUAAGAGAUCUAAGAGUGAGAGUCCUUUAUAUCAAGAGGAAACUGAGAGACCUGAACGCCGAAAGCUUGUGGUGGUUGGUGAUGGUGCAGCAGGGAAAACAAGUAUUCUCUGGCAGAUUUCAAAAGGAAAUAUUCCAACAGAGCAUAUACCAACCGUUGUUGAAAACUCAGUAAUUCAUUUAAGGAUUAAGAAACCGCCAUCUUUUAUCGCCAGCAGAAAUAAUAGACCUAACUCUCUAGACGAGUCAAAGAAGUCAAAUGUAAUGAUAGAUCUUGAGCUAACGCUCUGGGAUACGGCUGGACAGGAGGAAUUGGACAGAAUCCGUCCCAUCACUUAUCCAAACACUGACAUUCUUCUGCUAGUAUGUUCAGUGGAUAACCCAGAUUCUCUUUUCAAUAUAAAGGCUAAGUGGAAUACUGAAGUUAGUCACUACUGCAGGGGUGUUCCAAAAAUUCUUGUAGCAAAUAAAUUGGAUCUUGCAGACGACCCUCGAGUGAGAGCAAAAUUAAAGGAUCAAGGAUUGGAGAUUAUAACUGCUGAACAACUGGAAAAAGUUCGAAAGGAGAUAAAAGCUGACUCCGCCUUCAUAGUUUCUGCUCUCUCUGGCAUCAAUAUAAAAAAUUUGUUCGAGGCUGCAGGAGCAUUGGCCCUCAGCAAACCUAAAGCUAGAGUUAGAAAAUGUCAAAUUUUCUAAGAAAUCUGUAUUUUUAGAUUUAAACUGUUUUGUGCUACUUUUUUCAAAUUUGU